CCCGCGUUAGUUACCAUAGCAGCGAGAGUUUAAUUUGUGUUCCGCCAUGGCUAUCAGUCCGUCUAGAGUUUUCGCUGCUUUAUUACCCACCGCGGGAGAUAUUUACCGGGACGAAAACGAACCAGGGAUUGGAGGACACACGGUUACCGUUCAGCGAACCCAGAACAGCGCGCGAGAGGUCCAGGUGACUGGGAGCGCAGAGGUCUCGUGCCCAGCCGACCGCGCUACUGUUUCCGUUAGUUUCAAAAACAGCAAGGAGUCGGUGAACGACGUCACCAACAGCAUCUCGAGGAGAGUAGAGUACAUUCUACAGACCCUGAGACAACACCAUGUCAAGGGGGAAGAGUUGACAGUGACGAGACACAUCUACAGAGCUGAUGACCUGUACCACAUGGAGGCUCUGGUGAUGGUGGUGUUCUCAGACUUUGGUCAGAUGGAGAGAGUGUGUAUUGUUCUGUUGGAGAAGCUGGAUAAGAGUGUGUGUGUCAGCACACCUCACUUCUACCACAGUGAAGAAUGUCUCAGCCUAUUGAGGCGGAGCGCGUGUGUAGCAGCAGUAGAGAAUGCUCGCCUGAAGGCGUCUGAGAUGAGCAGCAUGCUGGGACAGACUCUGGGGCACCCCCUACUGGUCAGAGAGGAAGAGGCCAUGGAGAGAGAUGGAGGGAGAGAAGGAGGAGAGGGGAGGAUGGGGGAGGGGGUACACAGGCCUAGCAUCAGUGCGACCUCUCGUGUGUUUGUCACCUUUAACCUCCGACACAAAGACAGAACCAGGAAGAAGAUUUGAAGACUACAUUCUACCCCGUCAGCACAGUGCAAACACACACUCCCUCACAAUCACACUGUAGAUAUGAAGACAAAGACGAGGAUGGACAGUCAUGGUUUUGUUUAGAAUAAUAUUUAUUUAAGCUUUUCCUCAAAGCUUCUGUCCAUAAACAUGAAUGUCAAUAAAUUAUGUAAAUGUG
Molecule: messenger RNA, 962 nt
Organism: Oncorhynchus nerka (sockeye salmon)
Lineage: Eukaryota; Metazoa; Chordata; Actinopteri; Salmoniformes; Salmonidae
Gene: irak1bp1
Product: interleukin-1 receptor-associated kinase 1 binding protein 1
Exons: 4
Coding region: 47-784 (245 amino acids)
Biological process (GO): canonical NF-kappaB signal transduction; immune response
Source: RefSeq, a predicted model, not a curated record